GCUCGAUUGGUUCUUCCCGGCAUGGCAGGUCCCAUCGCCGCAGAGGCCCGGUUCUCUUCAUUCGCUCUUCAGUCCUCCAACAGUUGUCUAAUGCACGUUUAUGACCUUUGCUGCUGCUGCUGCAUCUGGGCUGGCUUCGUGGCAGUCUCUGACUCCUCGGUUCAUUUUGCAUUGCAGCAAUCUAUGCACCUUGCCUCAUCUGAUUCGAGCCUCCCCAUCUUUCCCUCCUCUCUACUCGUUCGGCGUCUCUUUUAUCAUGCCUCGAUGCCCAAUAUCCGGCUCCCUUCGUCCACGGCUAUACCAUGUUACGGGCCACCUCCUGCUUCAUAACCCUGAUCAUAACCUAAGGCUAUGGGAGGCUAUUCAGAGUCGGCACUUGUUGUUGAUUAAACAAUUGAGGCUCUUUACACUAGAGGGGGCAUGACAGGCAUGUUUCACGGCCGCUGUCGGUGGGUUGGCUUGGCAUUAAAGUCGGUCUCGUCCCCGUCUGCUUGUUUCCCUCGGACUUCUUCCGAUCUGCAACCUCCCCCGUCCUCUCCUGCCUGCCUUCUGUGCAAAAGCUUGGAACAAAGAUCGUGACCGCUCUAGUCUUUGGCUGAGCUUUUGUUGAAACCCCCUGUCAUCGCCGCCCACUGUCAUACCCCUUCUCCUCUUCGAGUUCGGGUCAGGUGGUUGGGCAGGGUCAGUAGUGUGCUAACCUCCACUGUCCUGUUUCUCCCCAGCCUCGACACUGCAACGGCACAUCAUCUUGAAAUAACCAAAACACCAUCGCCUAUCUCGGGGGGGGGAGGGCGCCAGAAAACACCGGUGCCAGCAAUAUACCGGGCCAUCCAGAGAUCAUGAUUUUCAAGGUCCGCCAUGGGCCGACGCCGUCAUCCAGACUAAUCAGCACGAAUUACUCAACUCGAUAUCUCAGCUGAUUUGUAAACACUACCCAAUCGACUGACAGAAGAAGUCAUCAUGGAACUCGAGACAACAGUGAACCUCAACAUCCCCAUUGAGGCACACCUCCUCCGGGGCUGCUGUCGUGAGGCUGACAGGUGCGAGAUUGUGGCCAUGGGUCUCGAUCAACUACAAAUAGCACUCCCCGAGUCCUUCCAUGGCCAUCUCAUUGCCCUCACCGGGGAGAUACGCAGCUCGUGCCGUCUUCUACGUGACCUCGCCGACCGAUCCCAGGUGCACUUCUCGCGUGUCCCCAUCGUUGCCAACUACCUCAACGUCGUGCUCCCUUGCCUGUCUCGGACCCUGAAAGAUAUCAUCGGUUACUAUGAGGAGAAAACCAUUUCGAGAGAAAUGAGAUGGCGAAAGAUGUACAAUAAAAUGACGGAAGAAGCCUCUGGGCUCCCACUUCCACAAAGAUUUGUCCUUUACAAUCACUUCCUAUCGUUGCUGAAGCAGCUGCUGACGAGGUCGCCGAGCUUUGAGCUCAACACUCUUGAAACCCUCCGCACUCGAAUUUUGAAGCUGCGGGAACAGAGAGGAAUCGCGCCACCUCCGAUGCAGAUUGGGACCCUGGUGCGGCAAGAGCUCAUGCCACUAGCAAUCAUGCAAGACGCCAACGCACACUGGGCGGAGCAGAUAUUCUCCCUACCGCUGCCGUCUCGAACGGCCCUGAAACAUUUAAGACACUCCAAGUCGUAUGGACCCUUCUACCCCUGGGGCCAUUUCACUAUUCCGCCAGAGUCCAAAAUUCUAUUCCGGAGGCCAUUUGAUGAGGACAGGAUCUCAAUCGUUGUCUACUUGAAUUCGGUCGACCAAUCACCUUACUUGCUCAUGAGAACCAUGCAGGGCGAUAUUCCCUGGUUCUCGCUGUUUGGUGCCCACGAGCUCUGUAUCAACCGGGAAGGAAGUGCACUGCAGCUCAAACGAUGGAGCCGGUCAGAACAAUGCAGCAAACUCUGGGCUGCUCUAUACUUCCUGACAUGGGAAGGCAAAUUAUUGAUGACGGCUUCAAACACUCCCUCAUUGUGUACGAAGACAUACAAACACGAGGCCUACGCCUCCAUGCAGCGGUAUGGGAAGGGGAGUUGA
Messenger RNA from Podospora pseudopauciseta, 2031 nucleotides. RefSeq lists its product as uncharacterized. Lineage: Eukaryota; Fungi; Ascomycota; Sordariomycetes; Sordariales; Podosporaceae. The coding region runs from base 961 to 2031 and encodes 356 amino acids. The record is from RefSeq and is a predicted model, not a curated record. The transcript has 7 exons.